Messenger RNA from Paramormyrops kingsleyae, 6153 nucleotides. NCBI's taxonomy places the organism in Eukaryota, Metazoa, Chordata, Actinopteri, Osteoglossiformes, Mormyridae. The record is from RefSeq and is a predicted model, not a curated record.
UAGCGGUGAGUGCGGUUUCCAGUAUGAAGAUCCCCCCCUGUCCGGCCUGUCCUGUUAAAUUAAUUGUUAGCUGCUCACUUCUGGCCGUACGCUUGACGCAUACGUUUAGGGUGACAUAUUGUUGUGACGUAGAUCUCCGGCAAGAGAUAAAAGCAAAAGUGAAAUGACAACCGCUUUUAGUUUUUUUAUGAUGAGAGGAACCUCAUAACCAUGCAUGCCACACUGGAAGCUGCGAUGUACCAAUAUUUAAUCCUUCUUGUUGGAUACAGCUUUAUUUAUUGCGGGACAAUAGCACAACACGUGUACUCAGGGGACGAUUCCUUCAGCAUCCGCCACGUGAGCACGAGCAGGUGCCUCCAGGGCGAGGACCGGCGCGUGGGCGUGGCACGCUGCACCAGCUUUGACCAGCAGCGCUGGAAGUGGGGCUCGGGCCACCGGCUCUUCCACGUGGCCACGGGCCGCUGCCUGGGCCUUGAGGCGGACUCCAAGACCCUGGCGCUGCUCAGCUGUGACUCUGCAGGGGACAUGCUCUGGUGGCGCUGCAGCGGAGGCAUCAUCCACACCGCGUCCCAGUUGUCCCUGUCCGUGAUCAAUGACGCUGUUGCUGUCAAAAAGGGGUUUGGCGACCAGUGGAUGAGAGACAACACGUCAGAAAACAUUUGCCAGAGACCGUAUCAGGUCUUGUACAGCACCAUGGGAAACUCCUUCGGGGCAGCCUGCGAAUUUCCCUUCUACUACAAUGGCGGCUGGCAUCAUGACUGCCUGUCACAUGGCCAGGAGGAAGACCUCAGCUGGUGCCCCACCACUGGCAACUACCACGCCGACCAGAAGUGGGGCUACUGUCUAAGUCCUGAACAAUCCUGUGACGUCCUAUGGGAGAACCCCGGUUCCGGAACUUGCUACCAGUACAACCUGCAGGCAGCCCUGUCCUGGCGCGAGGCGUGGACUUCCUGUCGCCGCCAAGGCGGGGACCUGCUUAGCGUCUCCGGCCCCAAGGAACUCGCCUCCGUGUCCGCUCCAGCCAAUGUUAGUUUGCCUGAGCAGAUGUGGACUGGACUGAAUCAGCUGGACAUGUCUCAAGGCUGGCAGUGGUCAGACAGCACCCCGCUCAAUUUCGUCAAAUGGGAUGAUGGGAUGCCACUUACCUCCAUCUUGCGGGAGGCAGAUUGCGCAGUGAUGACCCCCCGGGGGUUCUGGAGGAGCGAGGCAUGUAGCAUGAGGCUGCCCUACAUCUGCAAAAAACCCCUCAAACGCACUCAGCCUGAACCAGCGGCGCCACCAUUGGACAAGACCACCUCCUGUGAGCCAAACUGGAAACCUUGGGACGACUUCUGCAUCAACCUGGUGAAGGAGGAGCCCCAGACCAUGACCGAGGCCCAGCAGUACUGCGAGAGGAGCGGGGCGGACCUCCUGAGCCUACACAGCCUCAGCGAUGUGGAGGCACUCAGCACGGAGCUCCACACAGGUGGUGUGUUUGAGGUGUGGACCGGCCUAAGGAGUGAAGCAAGCCCGUACCUUUUCAGCUGGACCGACAGAUCUCCAGUGUCUUUCACAUACUGGAGCAGGGAUCAGCCCCAGUUCCGCGAUGAAAGCAAACCCGCCUGUGUCUCCUACUUUGAAGAGUCUCACUUGUGGCAAGUGACUCAAUGUGACGUUAAACUGCCCUUUGUGUGCAAGAAGAAAGGGGAAAUAAAGGAAUCUACUGAAAAAGCAGGGUGUCCUGAUGAUGGCGAAUGGAAGAGACACGGUAAUGCGUGUUACAAGGUGGACACCAAUGACGUUUUGUUCAAGGACAGGUGUGACCUGACCAUUACGAACAGGUUUGAGCAGAUGUUCAUCAACACCCUUAUCAAAGAGCAUGUAACUCCUGAAUCAAAAUACUUUUGGACUGGGCUUCAAAAUGUUAAUGACACUGGAGAAUUCCAGUGGAUUACCAAAAAUGGCCGUCAUAAAGAUAUGACCUACAGCAACUGGAAUGCAUUUGAGCCAGCUCUAGCCAGCGGGUGUGUCGCCAUAUCCACCAAAGCACUGGGUAAGUGGGAGGUGAAGGACUGUAACCUGUUCAAAGCUGGCUCAGUGUGCAAGAAGGACAUCGGCCAUCAGGAGGAACCAGAGCCAGACCUUAGUCUCCCCUGCCCUUCCGGGUGGACUUCCAGGCCUUAUUUUCAAUACUGCUACAAGGUGUUCAAUAAAGAGAGGCUGACUCGCAAGCGGUCCUGGGAGGAGGCCGAGCGCUUCUGCAAGGCCCUGGGAGCUCACUUGGUUAGCUUCAGCCACCUGCAUGAGAUGAGGACUAUUCAAGCCAUCAUGAAAGACUCCAUCAGCCAAGAUCAGGACCGCUAUUUCUGGAGCGGGCUAAACAGGCGAAGUGCCACGUCCGAAAAUUCAUGGGAGUGGAGCAAUGGAAAACCAGUUUCGAUUUUCUCCGAAGAGCUUCAGGAGGAUGAUGAGUUCAACAGGGAUUGUGCAGCUUUCAAGAUCCGCAGGAGGCAGUCCCUCGAUCCCGAGCUUUACCGAUAUCACUGGAUGUUCAACUACGACCACUACCCGGAAAAGCCAGCCUACCUAACCCCAUUUCACUGUGAUGCUCAGCUGGAAUGGGUCUGCCAGAUCCCCAGAGGCAAGAUCGAGACAAUUCCUGAAUGGUAUAACCCAAGCACAGGAGGCCAUCACGAGACGUCAAUAUUCGUGGGUGGGAGAGAAUUCUGGUUCGUGAACGACGUGAAGCUCACCUACGAGGAGGCUGGCGAGUACUGCUGGAACAAUGGGAGCAAGCUGGCCAUUCCCACGUCGUACGACAUAAUGAGGCAGAUUGCGAAGAAAAUCUCUGAGAUUUCAUACGAUCGGUGGGUGGACUUAUUUUGGUGGGUGGACUUGAAAAGCGGCAUGCACGAUUUUCCCUCCAGUUUCCAUUUCUACCAUUAUCAUGAAUCCUAUGGAGGCUGCAGUGCUAUACAUCCAUUUAGGCCUCCGGACUUCAUGAGGUACUGCGAGAAACCCCUUCCGUUCGUGUGUGAAAGGAUGAACGUCACGUCUGUGGAGAAGCUUGAUCCAGAGCCACACCCAGCCGGCAUGUCCUGUAUCAACGGCUCCUUGACCUUCGGAGACAAGUGCUACACAGUGAUCAAACCACUGUAUCUGUCAUUUGAACUGGCCAGUGAUUACUGCCAAUCACUGAAGGGCACCCUUCCUGUCAUCUCCAGCCAACUAGAGCAAGAUUUCUUCACGUCCCUCCUUCCUGACCAGCCCAUGAAGUUCUGGUUAGGCCUCAAACUGAAUAAGUUAACGGGCUGGGAGUGGGUCGACAAGUCUCCAAUCAAAUUUAUGAACUUUAACCCCCUGUUGGAUGGAUACUACGGACCUCUGAGAAGAAAUCUUCUAAAUCCAGGGGGUAUGGAAAAUUGCUCCUAUAUAAUCCGUGAUCCUCAUCCGGAAAUUAUGGGCACCUGGAACUAUGUACCUUGUACAGACUAUCAGUAUGUCUCCAUCUGCCAACAUUACACAGACAAACCGGAGAGUGUUCAGGUUCCCCAGGGUCAGUUUAAGGUCGGCAACCAUACCUACAGAAUCCUGCAGGGGAAGCUGACUUGGUCUAAGGCAAUGGAACAGUGCAAAGAACUGGACAUGAACCUGGCCAGUGUGACAGAGCUCUUCCAGCAGGCCAGCCUUAGCGUGACUGCCAGCAGAGCCAACAUGUCGCUCUGGAUCGGCCUGUACAGUGCAGAUAAUUACAAUUACAGAUGGACAGACAACAGUCACGUGACCUUCAGCCGCUGGUCUCCCGAAGCCACGAGCGGGCGAUGUGUCUACCUGGAUACCGACGGCUUCUGGAAGGCCAUGGAUUGCGAAGCGGAGCUGCCGGGUGCGAUCUGCCACAUCCCGCAAGCUGUGGUCACUCCAGAACAUAAGUCACCUGUGAAAUGUCCCCAUGUCAGCGGUGGGCCCAUCUGGAUCCCAUUCCGGAACAACUGCUACACGUUAGGGGUGGGUUCUUCCAGGUGGUACGACACUGCAAGGACGGACGUCCGGCAAAGAUGCAAGAAACUAGACAAGAACGCAGAGAUUCUAACCAUUCGAGAUGAAACGGAGAACAAGUUUGUGAAGGAACAACUCCUGCCUUUCAAAGAUCUCGCCCAGUCUGUUUGGCUUGGACUUUUCAAAGACGAAAAUGACAACAGGUGGAAGUGGUAUGAUGGCACCAAUGUCCAGUAUUCUAAUUGGCCGAACGGAAGACCAGACGUGACAGGAGACUUCAUGGUGGGCCUCAACCUCUUUGGGGCCUGGGAAGUGGUCACAGAAUCGCUCUUUUCUCAAUUCAAGCAAAGAAGCAUUGUGGUCUGUAAAAUUGACAACGACCCGAAAGAGCAAUAUAGGACAUCUCUAGAAGACCUGGGGACCUACGGCAACCUGAGUUACACCAUCAUCCAGAAGAAGCUGACUUGGUUUGAGGCUCUGCGCGAGUGCCAUAAAACCGGGGCCCACCUGGCCAGCAUCCAUGACUCCACCCACGACAGACAUCUGGAGCAGAUCUCCACAGUCGAUGGCUUCCCGCUGUGGAUUGGCCUGUCCAGACAGCAGAUGAAUGGCUACAUGACUUAUGAAUGGUCUGAUGGAUCCGCAUACAACUACGUUCCAACUGAGUUCUUGGACUUUGAAGACACAACUAGCAGCUGCGUGUCGAUUAGCGUGAACGGCUCAUGGAUACAACGAGACUGUCAGUCUCAGCAGGAAGGAACCAUCUGUUACAUGAACAACAUUGAGAGGUCAGACCCCCAGCCCAUCUCUGCGUCACAUAGAUGUCCAGAGGGAAACAAUGCAUCUCGGUGGAUUGAGUACAGGGACCACUGCUACGCAUUCAGUAUGACAUUCUUCAACUACAGCAUCUACACGAUGGACAGUGCCAAGAGAAUGUGUCAAAGUUUGGAAGCCUCGUCUCAGCUCCUCACCAUACAGGACAGGGAGGAGAAUGACUUUAUCUCGAAGUACCUGUCAGAGAACCCCGUCCUCACCAGCAGAGUCUGGCUCGGCAUGGAUGUAGACUCCAACGGUGAGCCGGUCAGCUGGUCGGAUGGCUCCAGCCUGCAGUUCUCUAACUGGGAUCGGACAGGUGAAACACACACGCACCUGAAAGAACGCUGCGCGGUCCUUUUGCCGGGAAAACAAGGGGCCUGGAGACUCGUCGGCUGCAAGGACACGCACAGUCGCAUCGUCUGCAAGAUGCCCAGCUGGUCAGGAAGAACAAAUGUAGUCCUCGCCUUCUUCCUCAUCAUUUUUAUAACGCUGGUCACCUCUCUGCUCAUCCUGCUGUACAGGAGGAACAGGUCACGGUUUUUUUCCACGGUGCGUUACCAAAGGCAAUUUGACAGAGCCGACUGCACCAGCAUUGUAACACAACUGGAGUGAGCAGUGAUUUUUGCACUCAAUCAAGGUGAAAACUCAGUUUCAAAAGCACCAUAAAGCAAAAAGACUACAAAACUUAAGCUUUUUUGGUAUGUCCACCCUUAAUAAAAAAAUUAAUAAUGGUCAGUUCUUGACAAUAUCUGGUGUUACUAUGCAAUCAAUAUUUCUUGUGCGUUGUGGAGUAACUCCGGCGAAUACUGCAAACUCUAGAUUUUACAUGGCAUUAUUAAGUAAUGAUCAAGUGUAAAUGGUGUUUGGAAAAAAAUUGCGUAUUGUUCAUGCUGUUUUUUCUGUUCGCAAUGCUUUCAUCUUCAACAAUGUCAAAGCCCCCUCCCCCUAUCAAAACAAACAUGGCUGAUUGUCUCCAUCGGUUAUUGUCUAAAUCCUGAUCCCCGUUUAAUCAUUUAAAAAAAGAACGUGGGAUAAUCAAGUGGGUUCUCGUUCAAGCAUGAUAAAACUGAAAGCUGAUUUCUAAAUGAAUGUUACAGCUGAAAUGUAUUUUUCGUACCUUUUUAUGUGUUUACUUUUAUGUCGAAAUGUUCAAUUUUUAUCUGUGAAUUGCAUCGAAUUGCACUAUUGUCGAGCUGAUCGUUUUCCUUUUGUACAUUUUGUAAAUAUUUAAGCGACGACCAUACCUUCGACUGGUUAUUAACACUGGAAGCAUUUCUCUGACUGUAAAUAAUGUUCUUUAUUUUCCUGUAUCAACUUAAUAUAACACUGAAGAAUAAACUGGUCUUCUAUAUUUCUGCUCUA